Oreochromis niloticus (Nile tilapia) is the source of this 972-nucleotide messenger RNA. Its product is annotated as olfactory receptor 1500-like. Bases 1 to 972 code for a protein of 323 amino acids. Gene Ontology annotation, molecular function: olfactory receptor activity; G protein-coupled receptor activity. The record is from RefSeq and is a predicted model, not a curated record. Lineage: Eukaryota; Metazoa; Chordata; Actinopteri; Cichliformes; Cichlidae. Gene Ontology annotation, biological process: G protein-coupled receptor signaling pathway. The transcript has a single exon. Gene Ontology annotation, cellular component: plasma membrane.
AUGAAAUACACCAAUAUUACCACUAUAAAAGAGUUCAUUAUUAUUGGAUUUCCUGGACUUCCUCCUGAAUAUUAUGGUCCAGUGUCUGUUCUUCUUCUUCUUGUUUUCCUUGCUAUUGUAAUUGGAAAUGGUUUCACUAUAGCUGUUAUCAUUUUUGAGCGGACUCUGCACAAACCAAUAUAUGUGAUCUUUUCUAACCUUGCAAUGACAGACAUCUGCUUUGGCGUGGUGACGCUUCCAAAAAUCAUAGCCAGAUACUGGUGGAAUGACAUGAUCACUUCUUUUGGAGCUUGUUUUACACAGAUGUAUUUUGUUCAUUCUUUGGGAGCUAUUCAGUCUUUAAACUUGCUGAUGAUGGCUUUGGAUCGUUUUGUUGCCAUAUGGUUUCCUUUUAAAUAUCCCGUUUUAUUUACAAACAAAGCAGUGGCUAUUGCUUGCACCAUGUGCUGGGUUUUAACAUUUAUACGUUUGCUGGGAAUUGUGCUUCAUGCCUUAACUUUGCCUUACUGUGACCAGAAUAUUAUCAUGCAAUGUUACUGUGAUCAUAUAUCAAUAACAAGGCUGGGAUGUGGUGAUGGACUGGCAUAUGUGAACAGUGUUGCACUUGCUAAUGCAAUGGUCACUCUCCUGGUUCCUUUAACAUUCAUAAUUUUAUCCUAUUUUUCUGUCAUCAUAGCUGUUCUGAGGAUGUCUCAGACUGAGAGACGUCACAAAGUCCUGUCCACUUGUGCCCCUCAGCUCUUUAUUACCUGCCUUUACUAUGUGCCAAGAUGCUUUGUUUAUCUUGCUAACGUUUUAGGAUUUAAUUUCAGUCUUGUUAUUCGGAUUAUUAUUACAAUGUUGUACAGCCUCAUACCUGCUGCUGUUAAUCCAAUGAUUUACUGUUUCAAGACUAAAGAAAUUAAAAAUGUUUUGAUGCGGAGAUUCAAAAAAAGAAAAGUGAGCACUGGAUUAAAAACUGACUGUAAAUAA